CCUCCUCUUUUUUUACAGUGAACAGAGGAAAUACACCGCAGUAACAUAAUCCAAAACAGGCAGGCCCACAUUUCCAAGCCGCUAUAACUAGCAGAUGCGCACUUCCAACCUCUCAUCCAAUGAUCUUCUGGCUGCUGCCCCCGAAGAUUUGUAUGGCCAGAAGUGGGGUGAUCGUAGACGUGAAAUUCUGUUUCCAAGAGGAAAUUAACCUCACAGUUCGCAAAACCUCCGUCUUCUUUCCUGGAGACGGUUUCAUCGUCUAUAAUCCUGACGGAGAAGUCAUCUUUCGAUUUGAUUCUUACGGUCCAGAUUCCCAGCCUAAGGAUGAGCUAGUUCUCAUGGACGCUUCUGGCAAGUGCCUCCUCUCCAUCCUUCGAAAGAAACCGAGUCUUCAUCAUCGGUGGGAGGGCUUUCUAGGUGAGAGAAAGGUCUGCAAUGGUGAUCAUCAGGAGGCAAUAUUCAGUGUGUGUAGAUCAAGCAUCAUCGGACGAUCCAGCUUGGUGGUGGAGGUUUGUCGAGAUCCCCGUGAGGAGUACUACAUAGAGGGUAAUUAUCCUCAGCGGCGGUGUAAAAUUUACAGCGGUGGUGCUUCCUUGGAGAAUUCAUUAAAGCAAGCGGUGGCAGAGAUCAAAAGAAAGGUGGACCCUUCAACUCAUGUGAUGCUUGGCAAGGAUGUGUUUUGGCUGUGUGUUCAGCCAGGGCUUGAUGCUGCUUUUGCCAUGGGAUUAGUGCUUGUUCUUGACCAGAUUUACGGUGAUGAUGAUGGUGGCCGCCUGGUGGACCCUACCUUAGAGAACGCUACUUCUUCUUCUUGAGUUUUGAAUCUUAAAUGGAUGGACCAAACCUAAUUUAGUUUCGGUCCAAUACAAUUUUUUAAUAUAUCUGUGAUUUAAAAAAAAAAACCAUCUUUUAUUAACUGUGUGAAUUUUAAUUUGCAUUAUAGAACUUUUUGUGACGAUUCAAUUUGAAUUUCGCAUUUAAUAUCGUUAAAUCAAAAUUUAUUAUAUGUGUUUUGGAAUUUA
Messenger RNA from Manihot esculenta (cassava), 1022 nucleotides. RefSeq names its product protein LURP-one-related 5. Lineage: Eukaryota; Viridiplantae; Streptophyta; Magnoliopsida; Malpighiales; Euphorbiaceae. Bases 120 to 815 code for a protein of 231 amino acids. The transcript is spliced from 2 exons. The record is from RefSeq and is a predicted model, not a curated record.